AUGCCCCGCUCUUUUUUGGUAAAGAAGAUUAAGCUGGAUGAUUUCUCCUCGUCUGCUGUGGUGGCUUCCAACCAUCAUCAUCACCAUCAUCAUCUGGACGAGUCCUUCACUUUCACCCGCUCCAUCACAGACUCUGUUACCAGCUUAGGCAUACGGCUCAGUGAGAAUGGCUAUAUCAAGGACUACAUCAGUCCAUCAACGUAUCAGGGUGAGAAGAAGCUCAGCACGGCUGUAUCUGACCCACUCUAUGCUCCAGUCAGCAGUGGAGGAGAGGAGUAUUGUGAGCCAGACUUCGAGCAUCCAGACAGCCCUCAGUCUGGCCGGACGGCACAUGGGUACUACAGCGGCGAGUCAGAAGGUCAGAGCGAUGGCUACACAGCAGACGGCUUCUACAUCUCAGACGGCCGCUCACGCAGAAGAGGCGAGGCCAAGGAGGCACGUAAGAGUGUAGAGGUGAAGGAGGGCGGUGCAAGGCACACAUGCAACGAGUGCGGCAAAACCUACGCCACAUCAUCCAACCUGAGCCGCCACAAGCAAACCCACCGUAGCCUAGACAGCAAGAUGGCUCGCAAGUGCCCAACGUGCAGUAAGGUCUAUGUGUCCAUGCCGGCACUGGCCAUGCACAUCCUGACACAUGAUCUGAAGCACAAGUGCAACGUGUGCAGCAAGGCGUUCAGCCGCCCAUGGCUGUUGCAGGGCCACAUGCGCUCGCACACGGGCGAGAAGCCAUUCGCGUGUGCUCACUGCGGAAAGGCCUUCGCUGACCGUUCCAACCUUCGUGCACACAUGCAAACACACUCUGCGUUUAAGCACUACCGCUGCAAGCGCUGCCACAAGACCUUUGCACUCAAAUCAUACCUGAACAAGCACUACGAGUCGGCCUGCUUCAAGGGCUCCGGAGACGAGGACGAGUCUGGCUCGGAGAACUAAGCGCAAUACAGCGGGAGAACAGAUGGGAGAAUUCCUUCACUAAGCCCUUCCUUUCACAAACAGAAACAAAUGC
Molecule: messenger RNA, 1003 nt
Organism: Trichomycterus rosablanca
Lineage: Eukaryota; Metazoa; Chordata; Actinopteri; Siluriformes; Trichomycteridae
Gene: scrt2
Product: scratch family zinc finger 2
Exons: 2
Coding region: 1-930 (309 amino acids)
Biological process (GO): regulation of DNA-templated transcription
Molecular function (GO): DNA-binding transcription factor activity, RNA polymerase II-specific; RNA polymerase II cis-regulatory region sequence-specific DNA binding
Source: RefSeq, a predicted model, not a curated record